UCUUCUCCUAAACGAAACCUUCUCCAAUCGACCCAAUUCUGUUUCUCGUUGUUGUUGUUCUUCGAGCUCUGCGAUUAUGGGAUCUUCUUCGGUGUUAGGCGAGCGAUUACAUUAUCCUGCGACUCGGCGUGAUGAUUCUGUCGUCGAUAACUAUCACGGCGUCAAGAUCGGAGAUCCGUACCGUUGGUUAGAGGAUCCUGAUGCUGAAGAAGUAAAGGAGUUUGUGGAGAACCAAGUGAAAUUGACAGAUUCUGUGCUUGAAAAGUGCGAAACCAAGGAGAAGCUCCGUCAGAAUAUAACGAAGCUUAUUGAUCAUCCGCGUUACGAUUCACCCUUCAGGCAAGGGGAUAAGUACUUUUACUUCCAUAACACCGGUCUACAGGCCCAAAGUGUGCUUUAUAUGCAGGAUAAUUUGGAUGCUGAGCCAGAGGUUUUGCUUGAUCCGAACACUCUUAGUGAUGAUGGAACUGUGGCCUUAAACACCUUUUCUGUCAGCGAGGAUGCUAAGUACUUGGCCUAUGGUCUUAGUUCAAGUGGUAGCGACUGGGUGACGAUUAAGCUGAUGAAUGUUGAGGAUAAGAAAGUGGAGCCUGAUAUUUUAUCAUGGGUUAAGUUUACCGGCAUUACAUGGACGCACGACAGUAAAGGAUUUUUCUAUGGUCGCUACCCAGCUCCCAAAGAAGGAGAAGAUAUUGAUGCUGGCACUGAGACUAAUUCUAACCUUUAUCAUGAGCUGUAUUACCAUUUCAUUGGGACGGAUCAAUCUCAAGAUAUCUUAUGCUGGAGAGAUCAUGAGAAUCCCAAAUAUAUGUUCGGAGCUGAAGUCACUGACGAUGGGAAGUAUCUGAUCAUGAGCAUUGGAGAGAGUUGUGACCCUGUCAACAAAUUAUACUACUGUGAUAUGACUUCAUUUUCUGGAGGUCUUGAGAGUUUCAGAGGAAGCAGCAGCUUUCUUCCAUUCAUAAAGCUUGUUGACACGUUUGACGCGCAAUAUAGUGUUAUCUCAAAUGAUGAGACUCUGUUUACUUUCUUAACAAAUAAAGAUGCCCCUAAGUACAAAUUAGUCCGGGUCGAUCUAAAGGAACCAAACAGUUGGACUGAUGUUGUUGAAGAACACGAGAAGGAUGUCUUAGCAUCAGCUUGUGCAGUCAAUGGGAAUCAUCUGGUCGCAUGCUACAUGAGCGAUGUUAAGCAUAUUCUGCAAAUUAGGGACUUGAAAUCUGGUUCAUUGCUUCACCAGUUACCUCUAGAAAUUGGUUCAGUAUCUGAUGUUUCUGCUCGGCGCAAGGACAAUACCUUUUUCUUUAGCUUUACUAGCUUCCUCACUCCUGGUGUGAUUUACAAGUGUGACUUAGCCAAUGAAUCUCCAGAAGUUAAGGUAUUCCGGGAGGUUACUGUACCCGGAUUUGACAGGGAAGCAUUUCAAGCCAUUCAGGUCUUCUAUCCCAGCAAGGAUGGAACAAAGAUACCUAUGUUUAUUGUGGCGAAAAAGGAUAUUAAGCUUGAUGGAUCACACCCAUGUUUGCUCUAUGCAUAUGGCGGGUUUAACAUAAGCAUAACACCGUCUUUCAGUGCCAGCCGCAUUGUGCUUAGCAAGCAUCUCGGUGUUGUUUUCUGCUUUGCAAAUAUUCGGGGUGGUGGGGAGUAUGGUGAGGAAUGGCACAAAGCAGGUUCACUUGCCAAAAAGCAGAACUGUUUCGAUGACUUCAUUUCUGGGGCAGAGUAUCUCGUGUCCGCUGGUUAUACACAACCGAGCAAGCUGUGUAUUGAAGGUGGCAGCAAUGGUGGACUCCUAAUCGGUGCUUGCAUAAAUCAGAGGCCAGACCUUUAUGGGUGUGCUUUGGCUCAUGUGGGCGUCAUGGACAUGCUACGGUUUCACAAGUUCACUAUAGGUCAUGCCUGGACAUCUGAUUAUGGUUGCUCCGAGAAUGAAGAGGAGUUUCAUUGGCUGAUAAAGUACUCGCCUCUGCACAAUGUGAAGAGGCCAUGGGAGCAACAAACCGAUCCAUUCGUUCAGUAUCCAUCAACCAUGCUACUGACUGCUGAUCACGAUGACAGAGUUGUGCCACUUCACUCUUUGAAGUUGCUCGCGACGUUGCAGCACGUGCUGUGCACAAGCUUAGAGAGUAGUCCUCAGACGAACCCCAUAAUUGGUCGUAUUGAAGUCAAGGCUGGCCAUGGUGCUGGUCGCCCAACCCAAAAGAUGAUUGAUGAAGCCGCUGAUCGGUAUUCGUUCAUGGCAAAGAUGGUGAAUGCUUCAUGGACGGAGUAAAAAAUUUACCUACAGGCACCAAAUAUCUUUUCUCAAUUGGUUGUGUCCAAAAAAGGACCUUGUAUGAGUUAGUGACAGUUACAUAUAAACACAAACUUGGGAC
Molecule: messenger RNA, 2375 nt
Organism: Arabidopsis arenosa
Lineage: Eukaryota; Viridiplantae; Streptophyta; Magnoliopsida; Brassicales; Brassicaceae
Source: the annotation of a GenBank genome assembly